Aspergillus novofumigatus IBT 16806 is the source of this 2302-nucleotide messenger RNA. RefSeq lists its product as uncharacterized. The record is from RefSeq and is a predicted model, not a curated record. Bases 93 to 2000 code for a protein of 635 amino acids. NCBI's taxonomy places the organism in Eukaryota, Fungi, Ascomycota, Eurotiomycetes, Eurotiales, Aspergillaceae. The transcript is spliced from 2 exons.
UAUCCGCCCUCUCGUUGCGUUAAGAAACGAUAACUACAAUUUUUCUACAGCAGGUUUUUAUUCUGUUAUAUUGCAUUUUGCCUUGCUGGGCAAUGCAGUCACUUCCGACAUCCGUGGGCCCGUUGGUACAGUCUUCAAAGCUUGGAAAAAGCUACUGGGAAGCAGUUGGGCCAAUGCGAAAGCUUUUUAUUGACGAGCUCGCGGAGACUGUAAAGGAUUAUCUCGAUCGAUGCCUCGAACCUCCAGCGGCUGGUUUAUACUGGUCUAUGUACAUGCGAGGGCGUACUCCGGGUAAAGCUAAGCCUUAUCUGGUUUUUUCUUCUACCAACGAGAGGACACGGAAAAGGGCGCUACGUAUGGUGAGAGAAAAGGGAAUCCUUGCAAAAUUUCCUGCUAUAAGAUUGAAAGACACUCGCUAUACUCCAGAAAUGAGCACUUUGAUGCGACUUCUCGGCGACGAAGGCCUAGAACUAAGUCAAGACGCCAUACCUUGCGCGUAUAUUGACGGCAAUACGGUCUACUACAUACCCUCCGGCAACGUCAUGAGCCUACAAUUAUAUGUUAGAAAGCCAACAAUCGAAGAGCCAAUUAGACAAGCUACAGCUGGCGGAGUCAUAUGCGUCGGUGGUUCAUUCUUCUAUCUCACAGUAUAUCAUAUCCUCGAGCGAAACGAGCACCAGGUAUCACAGCAGGACAGCCAGCUUCAAGUCCACGGAAAGCUUAUCGACCUAGACGAUGAAAAGUAUCAGGUGAGCUACCGGGGAGAGGAGGAUGAAGAGGUCGAUGAUUCUGGAUUUGAAGACAGUAUCCAAUCCGAUUCGGAUGGAAUGUCUACGACGAGCGACAGUGACAACGGCAGCGGAGAUUCGGAGGUCAGCAUGCAGCUCAGUGAAGAGCACAUGAGUGGCGCUUGUAUUGGUUCCACCGACCUUGAUAACGACCCGUCAUUUUCACUCCAAGUCCCUCCACCCACAGAGCAAACGAAAAUUGAAUAUCUGGGUUCCACCGACUUAGCCUCAUCCGCUGCCUUCGGGAGUGAAUCACUUAAUUAUCUGUUAAUAAAGCUCCAGAACGAGGAUCAAAAGAAGAUGAAUAGGAUUGAUGCCUCACAUAUUCAUUCACACGACAUCUGUGUCGAUAAGGUUGCUUCAAUCGGCAAUGAGGAUCGCAAAGUAAUCAUUCCAUCGACAUCUCACGGAAUCUCGAAAGGUGCUCUAUCUGCCACCCCUCGUUACAUGCGUUUGGCGGGAACAUCUACAACUCGAAAGGCGUUUGCCCUACAGCUUGAUAGGGAUGUGCAGCCUGGUGAAUGUGGGUCAUGGGUAGUAGACGAGGUUUCUGGUCAUCUCUACGGACAUAUUUUUGGCGGAGGGAUUGGCACAAGAACCGCCUACAUAAUACCGGCAGAUGACAUCUUCGAAGACAUAGAACGGAAAUUUAGACAGCCGGUAUUUCUGCCUUCCGUGAGAGAGGCGUCACAUACGGCAUCUGGAGCGAACCCGGCCUCGACUCCUUCACGGGUGCUGCAAGCUGGUUCCCCGCCAGGCAGCCUUAUGGUGUCGAAAAGUAUGGAGAAACCAGCAGUUCCUAGAGAGGCGUCCAACCAGUCCCAACUUAAUCAUUGCAACAUCAUUAGCAGCAAUGCCGAGCUUCCUGUAAAACAAGAUUCGGUUGAUCCUCGAGGAGGCGAUGUUCCUCAGCUACCGUGCACAAGAAGUCAAUAUCGGGAUCCCAAAAAAGCUGCACAGAUCCUUUCUGACAAAGGUGUUUCGUCAGCGCCCAAUUCUUUGCCGACACUGAUCAUUAGAUCCGAGCCUCCUGAGGCUGCUCCGACCUCAACCUGCGCAAUGCCAGUUUCUUCUAAAAGGUCAAGAGCUUACCUCACGGACAAGAAGGAACCACUUAGGACCUUCAGACAAAAUUUGAGUCGAUCACUCUUUUACUAUGCUUCGUCAUCUCGCUCCGCGGGUCCAGAGCAAGACAGCGAGGAAAAGCAUUAGAUAUGAUCCGCGAGCCACUUGGAUUGUCCCGGGAAAUUAUUACACUCUUGAAGUUUGGCAAAACCGUGCGUCGAUAGAGAAAUGGCUCGAACGCCCUUACACACUGACAAUACAUCUGCAGACGCUGUCGCUCCAUCCGAUGCUGUCACAACUGAAGUACAAUGGUGGAGAGGGCAAAGAAGGUCAAAAGCAUGAAGCAAGAACUAUUUUCCUUUCCCUUCACUGUGGGUACGGAUGGAAAUCUGUCUUUCGAUCAACUCGCGUAUCUUUCUAACCCCCCCAGUCAUGGCAGUAUUAUGCCC